GUUUCCUGCAGUGCUGAACUUGGCUAGUAAUGCUCUCAUCACAACCAAUGCUACCUGUGGAGAAAAGGGGCGGGAAAUGUACUGCAAACUCGUUGAGCAUGUACCUGGACAGCCUGCAAGAAACCCUCAGUGCCGCAUUUGUGAUCAAAGGAGCCGAGUUCCACAUCAACGACACCCGAUAACAAAUGCAAUUGAUGGCAAGAACACUUGGUGGCAAAGCCCUAGCAUCCAGAACGGAAUUGAGUAUCAUUAUGUGACCAUUACGUUGGACCUCCAACAGAUUUUCCAGAUAGCAUAUGUUAUUGUGAAAGCAGCUAACUCCCCUCGUCCUGGGAACUGGAUAUUAGAGCGUUCACUGGAUGGAGUAGACUAUCAGCCAUGGCAGUACUAUGCUAUCACAGACAGCGAGUGUCUGACGCGCUACAACAUCUAUCCCCGGCCAGGAACCCCAUCCUACAUAAAAGAUGAUGAAGUCAUAUGCACUUCUUAUUAUUCCAAAAUCCAUCCUCUGGAAAAUGGAGAGAUUCACACUUCUCUAAUUAAUGGACGACCCAGCGCUGAUGAUCCAUCACGUGAAUUACUGGAAUUCACCUCUGCUCGCUUUAUUCGCCUGAGAUUCCAGAGGAUACGGACACUAAAUGCUGAUCUAAUGAUGUUUGCACACAAAGAUCCAGCUGAAAUUGAUCCCAUUGUUACAAGGAGGUAUUACUAUUCUAUAAAAGACAUCUCCGUUGGAGGCAUGUGUAUAUGUUCAGGCCAUGCGAAGGCUUGUCCACUGGAUCCAGUGACCAAUAAAUCCGUCUGUCAGUGUGAGCACAACACAUGCGGAGAGACAUGUGAUCAGUGUUGUCCUGGUUUCCAUCAAAAGCCGUGGCAUGCUGGCACUCUCCUGCAUAAGCAUGAAUGUGAACCAUGCAACUGUCACGGGAAGACUGAGGAGUGUUACUACGAUCAGGGUGUGGCAGACAGAAAUGAGAGUUUGAAUAUCCACGGGGAGUACCUCGGGGGCGGAGUGUGUGUGAAUUGCUCAGGCUACACCAGUGGCAUAAACUGCGAGACCUGUCUGGACGGCUACUUCAGACCAAAAGGGGUAUUGCCAGAUAACCCAGAUCCCUGUCAGCCAUGUUCCUGUGAUCCAAAUGGGUCUUUAAAUGAUACUUGUGUCAAGGAUGAGAAACAUGUGGAAGGAGAUUUGUUGCCUGGUUUCUGUCACUGCAAGACUGGCUAUGCAGGAGAAAGCUGUGAUCGCUGUGCCUUGGGUUAUACAGGAUAUCCUGACUGCCUGCCCUGCAACUGCUCCCUUGAGGGCAGUGAAAAUGAUGAUCCUUGCAUAGGUCCCUGCAUCUGCAAGGAACAUGUUGAAGGAGAAAACUGUGACCGUUGCAAACCAGGCUUCUUCAAUCUUCAGCAAAAUAAUCCUGAAGGCUGUGAGGAGUGUUUCUGCUCUGGGAAAACAAACAUCUGCACACACUCUGCCUUUACCUACAGAAGUAUAGAAGACAUGAAUGGUUGGUAUCUGACUGACUUACCAGGUCUCAUCAGAGUUAUCCCCAUGGAAGAGAGAUUUGAUGGGCGUCAGCAGCUUAGCAUCAGCAAUGUGGCUGCGCAAAAAGUACUUCCACAGCUUUACUAUUGGAGCGCACCCAGUUCUUAUUUGGGCAACAAAGGACGUGAUUUGAAAAUCAGCACUCCAAAAGGGAUAAUUCACCUGAAGCCUUCUGAAGAGCACACUGAAGAAGUUGUGUUGAAACCAGAAUCUUUCUCAGUGCAUGGCACCGAUGUUCCAGUCAGCAGGAGGGAGUUCAUGACUAUCCUUGCAAACGUGAAGAGGAUCCUCAUAAGAGCCACAUACAGCAAUGGGAUGAAUGCCAUCUACAGACUAAGAAGUGUUAUUAUGGAAGCUGCUGACCACACUUCAAGGGGGAAAAGGGUAGCAUCUGCAGUGGAGUUGUGUGAAUGUCCUCCAGGCUAUGAUGGUACCUCCUGUGAGUCAUGCUGGCCUCGACACCGGCGUGUGAAUGGCACAAUCUUUGGAGGAGUCUGUGCACCCUGCACGUGCUUUGGUCAUGCAGAUGAGUGUGAUGACAUCACAGGAGCAUGCCUGAACUGCAAACACAACACAGGUGGUGCAUAUUGUGAUAGAUGCCUGCCUGGCUUCUAUGGUGAUGCAACUAAGGGGACAGCUGAAGACUGUCAGUUGUGUGCUUGCCCCCUAAAUAUACCUUCUAACAACUUUAGCCCAACGUGUCAUUUUGACCGACAUCGUGGAUUAAUGUGUGAUGAAUGCCCAGCUGGCUAUGUGGGACCACGCUGUGAAAGGUGUGCAGAAGGCUAUUUCGGACAACCUCUAAUACCAGGGGGAUCAUGCCAGCCAUGCCAGUGUAAUGACAACCUUGACUUCUCUGUUCCUGGCAGCUGUGACAGCUUGUCUGGUGCUUGUCUGAUAUGUAAGCCAGGUACAACAGGCCAAUAUUGUGAGAGGUGUGCUGAUGGAUAUUUUGGUGAUGCUCUUCAUGCAAGAAACUGUCAACCCUGCCACUGUCACAUGAAUGGCUCCUUCUCAGAGAUCUGUGACUCUCGGACGGGCCAGUGCAAGUGUAAAGCCAACGUCAUCGGGCGCCGCUGUGACAUCUGCAAACCUGGAACAUUUGGCCUACAGUCUCCCCAAGGAUGUGUUCCCUGCAACUGCAACUCGUUUGGUUCCAAGUCCUUCGAUUGCGAUGGAGACGGACAGUGCUAUUGCCAGCCUGGAGUGACGGGGAAGAAGUGUGACCGCUGUGCACAUGGGUUUUACAACUUUGAAGAAGGAGGCUGCACUCCCUGUGAGUGUUCGCGUUUUGGCAAUAACUGUGAUCCCAUCAGUGGACGCUGUAUCUGCCCUCCCAAUACUGUUGGAGAGAUGUGUGACAAAUGUGCGCCAAAUCACUGGGGCCAUAACAUUGUCAGUGGCUGCAAGCCCUGUGAGUGCAGCCUUAUUGGAGCCCUAAGUUCUCAGUGUGACUUAAAUACAGGCUGUUGCUUCUGCCGCCCUGAAUUCUCUGGGGACAAAUGCUCUGAGUGCAGGUUGGGCUACUGGAAUUACCCACAUUGUGUCGCUUGUCAGUGCUUCCCGGCUGGGACAGAUCCACAGAGCUGUGAUACAGAGGGGAAGUGCUCAUGCAUUGAUCAUUCUGGCCAAUGCAGCUGCAAGGUUAAUGUGGAAGGUGUCCACUGUGACAGGUGCAAGUCUGGCACAUUUGGUCUCUCUGCCAGAAACCCACUUGGCUGCAGCAGUUGCUAUUGCUUUGGCCUGACUACACAGUGCAGCGAGGCAAGGGGGCUGAUCCGCGUGUGGGUGACCUUGAAGCCAGAGCAAAUGAUUCUGCCACUGGUGGAUGAAAAGCUUCAGCGUAGCACUCUUUCAGGGAUUGCAUUCCAGCCUCCUGAAAUAGUAGCAAAUAUAGAACAGGUGAUGCAGGAUCUUCGGUCAGAACCUGUUUACUGGAGGCUUCCAGAGCAAUUUGAGGGACGAAAGCUGACCGCUUAUGGAGGGAAACUGAAAUACGCCAUCUAUUUUGAAGCGCGAGAAGAGACAGGUUUUACUACUUACUUCCCACAAGUCAUCAUAAGAGGUGGGCCUCCCACAAAUACGAGAAUUAUUGUCCGGCAUAUGGCUGCCCCUCUGAUUGGCCAGCUUACAAGGCAUGAGAUAGAGAUGACAGAGCAUGAAUGGGAAUAUUAUGGUGAUGACCAAAGAGGCAGAAACCCUGUUCCCUGGGAAUAUUAUCAUGGUAACCCAGGUCUCAACAGGACGUCUCAGGCAGAUUUCACCUGGAAACCUUAUGGAGAUGACUCAAGACCAAGCAGAACUGUAUCCCGGGAAGACUUCAUGAAUGUGUUGUAUGAUGUUCAUUACAUUCUUAUCAAGGCGACUCAUGGCAAUAUCAUGAGACAGAGCAGGAUUUCUGAGAUCUCACUGGAAGUUGCUGAAAGCGGCCCUGUAUCUGGGAUGGCUCCUCAGGCUUACUUGAUAGAGAAAUGUGACUGCCCUCUGGGUUACUCUGGUCUGUCCUGUGAGUCAUGCUCUCCAGGAUUUUAUAGGCUUCCAUCUCCACCUGUGGGAGGGACACCUGCUCAGUCCUUAGGCACUUGUGCUGUAUGUCAGUGUCAUGGACACAGCACUAUGUGUGACUCUGAAACAUCAAUUUGUCAGGACUGCCAGCACAAUACUGCUGGUCACCACUGUGAGAGGUGUGCACCGGGAUUUUACGGCAUUGUCCAAGGCAAUCCAGAUGACUGUCGGCCCUGUGCUUGUCCCCUACCCAUUUCUAGUAACAACUUUAGCCCUACUUGUGUUGCUGAAGGACCUAGUGACUACCGGUGUACUGCCUGCCCACCUGGAUAUGAAGGCCAGUACUGCCAAAGAUGUUCUUCUGGCUACACAGGAAACCCACAGAUUCCCGGAGGGUCCUGCCAGGCAUGUGAGUGUGAUCCCUAUGGUUCCGUGCCCGUGCCCUGUGACCCUGUCAGUGGGCAGUGCACUUGCAAGCCUGGAUUCACGGGGUGGAAGUGUGCUGGCUGUGAGCAUCGGCAUGCGCGUCACGGCACCCAAUGCCUUUCUUGUGAUGAUGAAUGCACAGGACUCCUUCUCAAUGACCUGGAUCGGCUAAACCAGAUGAUCCUGAGUGUUAACCUUAGUGGUCCACUGCCUGCUCCAUAUAAAAUGUUACACGGUUUUGAGAACAUGACACAGGAAUUAAAGCAUUUGCUUUCACCUCAGAGAGCACCAGAGAGGUUUCUUCAGCUAGCACGAGAAAAUCUGGAUACCUUGGUGACAGAAAUGGAUGAACUACUGACAAGAGCUACCAAGGUGACAGCAGAUGGUGAGCAGACCAGGCAGGAUGCCGAGAGGACUAAUGACAGAGCGAAAUCUCUUGGACAGUUCGUCAAAGGCAUUCUUCAAGCUGCUGAAGCUGCAAAUGAAGAUGCUAUAAAACUGAAUGAGACACUCAGAACUCAAGACAAGAUGUUGGAGAAGAGUCUUCCAGAACUGCAGAGUGAGGUUGAAGCCAUGGUCACGGAGAUGAGAAAUAGAGACCUCAGUAUGCAAGAAAAAAUAGCUCAAGAUGAGUUAAAGAAUGCUGGAGAUCUUUUGGACAAGGUGAAGAAAUUAUUUGGUGAGCCCAGUAAGAAAAAUGAGGAUCUCAAAAAUGAGGUCCGGGACAAGCUAGCAAACUACCAGAGCAAAGUUGAUGAUGCUCAAGAUCUGCUAAGAGAGGCUGCAAGUAAAAUUUGGGAGGCAGAUCGUUUAUCUGCAGUCAACCAAAAAAAUAUGACCAUGCUGGAGAAAAGGAAGCAAGCUGUAGAAGAUGGCAGACAAGAUGUUGAAAAGGCCCUUCAGGAAGGGAAUGAUAUUCUUAAUGAAGCCACUAAACUUGCAAAUAACAUCAGCAUAGCUGUAGAGUAUGUAGAAGGCGUUGCAGAUAAGAUACAGCCAAUGUCUGAUCAGCUGAAAGAUAAAAUAGAUGACUUAUCACAAGAAAUUCGUGACAGGAUGCUUCCAGAAAAGGUGUUGCAAGCUGAGAACCACGCGGGCCAGCUGAAUGAAUCAUCUGCAGUGCUGGAUGGAAUCCUUAUUGAAGCCAAAAACCUCUCUUUCAAUGCCACACGUGCUUUCAAUGCUUACACUAACAUCAAGGAUUACACAGAGGAAGCUGAAAGGGUUGCCAAGGAGGCCAAGGCUCUUGCAAAUGAAGCCAUGCAAUCGACAUCUGAUCCUCAAGGAUCACUGAAGGAUGGUGCCAGGAGCUCUCUUCAGAAAAGCUUCAGGGUCCUUAACAGAGCCAAGACCUUAGAAAGUGAUGUUAAAGAAAAGGAUGAUAAUCUGGACACCACACAAAAUAGGCUGAAAGAUGCUGAUGAGAAGAAUUCCAUUCUCUUGAGAGCAUUGAAUGAAACCUUAGGAAAGCUGUCAGCCAUUCCUAAUGAUACAGCUAUAAAGAUACAGGCAGCCAAAGACAAAGCAAGACAAGCCAACGAUACUGCAAAUGAUGUCCUGGCCCAAAUUAAAGAUCUCAAUCGGAACCUCCUGGGCUUGAGAAAAAACUACAGUAAACUUACAGACGAUGUGGCCAAAACAAAUGCAGUUGUGAAGGAUCCAGUCAAGAACAAAAUCUUUGCUGAUGCAGAUUCCAGUAUUAAAAACCUAGAAAAGGAAGCUGAUCGCCUGCUAGAUAAAAUCAAGCCAAUCAAAGAACUCCAGGAUAACUUAGGGAAAAACAUUUCUCAGAUAAAAGAGCUGAUAAACCAAGCUCGGAAGCAAGCCAAUUCGAUCAAAGUGUCUGUGUCCUCUGGAGGCAAUUGUAUUCGCACAUACAGACCAGAAAUAAAGAAGGGAACGUACAACACCGUCAUUGUCAAUGUGAAGACUGUUGUUGCUGACAAUCUGCUUUUUUACCUUGGAAGUGCCAAGUUUACUGACUUCUUGGCCAUAGAGAUGCGCAAAGGCAAGGUGAGCUUCCUGUGGGAUGUGGGAUCUGGAGUUGGAAGGGUAGAAUAUCCAGAUCUGACCAUUAAUGAUGGCUUUUGGUACCGGAUUGAAGCCUCUAGGACUGGGAAAAAUGGCUCAAUAUCAGUGCGAGCUCUGGAUGGUCCUAAAGCCAGCAUCGUGCCAGCCACAUUCAGUGCUGUCUCUCCACCUGGAUAUACCAUUCUGGAUGUGGAUGUUAAUGCUGUGCUCUUUGUUGGUGGUUUAACAGAAAAAAUUAAGAAGUCAGAUGCUGUAAGAGUCACCACCUUCACUGGCUGCAUGGGUGAAACCUUUCUAGACAGCAAACCCAUUGGACUCUGGAAUUUCAGGGAUAUUGAAGGAGACUGCAAAGGGUGUGCUGUCAGCCCACAGGUGGCAGACGGUGAAGGAACGGUGCAGUUUGAUGGUGAGAGCUAUGCCAUGGUGAGCCGCCCAAUCCGCUGGAACCCCAAUAUUUCCACUGUCAUGUUCAAGUUCAGGACCUUCUCAUCAAAUGCUCUGCUGAUGUAUCUUGCUACUGAUGACUUGAAGGACUUCAUGAGUGUAGAACUCAGUGGUGGGCGUAUAAAAGUCAGCUAUGAUCUGGGUUCAGGUACAGCUUCAGUUAUCAGCAACCAAAAUCAUAAUGAUGGCAAAUGGAAAGCUUUCACCCUGUCAAGAAUUCAAAAGCAAGCCAACAUAUCAAUUGUAGACAUAGACACCAAUGAAGAAGAAAUCAUAGCAACAACUUCUACAGGCAGCCACUUUGGACUCAACUUAAAAGGGCAUGAGAAAAUAUAUUUUGGGGGAUUGCCAACCCUGAGAAAUCUAAGCAUGAAAGCAAGGCCUGAAGUGAACUUAGAGAAAUACACAGGUUGCCUCAAAGACAUUGAAAUUUCAAGGACACCUUAUAAUAUAUUGAGCAGUCCUGACUUUGUUGGUCUAACCAAAGGAUGCACACUAGAGAACAUUCAUACAGUCAGCUUCUCCAAGCCAGGUUUUGUGGAACUGCAGCCAGUCUCCUUUGACGUGGGCACAGAAAUCAAUCUGUCCUUCAGCACCAGGAAUGAGUCUGGGAUCAUCUUGUUUGGCACAAGUGGCACAAUUGUCCUCCCCAGGAGAAAGCGCAGGCACUCUGCAAGGAAAGCUGCUCCUCUAAGGAGAAAGCGCAGGCAGACAGGACAGGCCUACUAUGCUGUGUUCCUGAACAGAGGUCGGCUGGAAGUGCACAUCUCCACUGGGAUCCGGGAUCCCCACAGAAUCACCAUCAGACCAGAGGCUGGCGAGUUUCACGAUGGCAGAGCGCAUUCCAUCCGGAUAGAACGAGCUAGAGGGAUGUUCAGUGUUCAAGUUGAUGAAGACAAAGUCCAGACUCAGAGGUUGCCAUCAGACCUGCCCAUCUCUGUUAAGAAACUCUUUGUGGGGGGUACUUCUUCUCAGUUUCAGAUUGCACCUCUCAGAAACAUACCACCAUUUGAGGGCUGUAUAUGGAAUCUUGUCAUUAAUGCCAUCCCCAUGGACUUUGCUCAGCCCGUGUCCUUUGAAAAUGCAGAUAUUGGCCGAUGUCCCACACUAGAACCAGAAGUUAGGCAACCUGAGGAUGAAGAUAAACCAACCAGUGCAACAGUUCUGGUCCAACCUGAACCAGACACUAAUGGGGAGAAAGAAGGGCCAAGAAUCCCUCCUGCUUCUCCUCCUCCAACACCAUCUCUAUUGGCAGCGCUUGGCUCGCUUGCCGCUGAAACGAAGAGCGCCAGCCUUACUUCUGCCUUUGACUCCGUGACGGAUUCCUGUGCUGCUGACACAGAACCAGCCAUUUUAGAAGGUGGCAAGCAGUUUGGUCUUUCAAGGAACAGCCACAUUGCAGUUGCAUUUGAUGACACAAAAGUGAAAAACAGGCUUACAAUUGAAUUUGAAGUCCGAACAACAGCUGAUUCUGGCUUGCUGUUUUAUAUGGCCCGCAUCAACCACGCUGAUUUCGCUACAGUUCAAAUAAAGAAUGGUCUGCCUUACUUCAGUUAUGAUCUAGGGAGUGGAAACACCAGCACAGUGAUUUCCAGCAAAAUAAAUGAUGGCCAGUGGCACCAGAUAAAAGUAAGUCGAAUGAAGCAAGAAGGAAACCUCAUGGUAGAUGGAGUUUCCAACAGGACUGUGAGCCCCAAGAAGGCCGAUAUACUGGAUGUUGUAGGAAUGCUGUACGUGGGAGGAUUGCCCAUUAACUACACAACCAGGAGAAUUGGUCCAGUCCUCCAUAGCAUUGAUGGCUGCAUCAGGAAUUUUAAAAUGACAGAAUCACCUGUUGACCUGGAUAAUCCAACUUCCAGCUUCAAUGUUGGGAAAUGUUUUGUCACUGCACAGAAGGGAACGUACUUCGAUGGAACAGGCUUUGCCAAAGCAGUUGGUGCAUACAGAGUGGGAACAGAUCUGCUCGUGGAAUUUGAAUUCCGUACAACACGAAUGAACGGUGUUCUCCUAGGAGUCAGCAGCCAGAAAAUGGAUGGGCUUGGCAUUGAAUUAGUUGGUGGAAAAGUGAUGUUUCACGUUGACAAUGGUGCAGGCCGAUUCUCUGCUGUCUAUGAGCCUGAUGCACCAGGCAGUUUGUGUGAUGGACAGUGGCACAAGGUUCUUGCCAACAAGAUCAAACACCGCUUGGAGCUGACUGUGGAUGGCAGACAGGUGGAGACCGACAGCCCAAACAGGGCCUCGACCUCGGCGGACACAAACGACCCUCUCUUUGUUGGAGGCUAUCCUGAUGGUGUUACCCAGUUUGGGCUGACGACUAAUAUCCGUUUCAAAGGAUGUAUUCGAUUUCUGAAGCUCACCAAGGGUACUGCAAAACCUCAAGAGAUUAACUUUAGCAAAGCUUUGGAGCUGAAGGGUGUCCAGCCAGUGUCAUGCCCUGCAGACUGAUGGUUGCUCAGCCAGAAUGGGUCUGUUUAUAUAAGCACCUCAGAUUGAAAGAAAAAAAUCUAUAUCCUCAUUGCAUUCAUAAUAAAAUGUCUUUGUGCAAGUA
Cyanistes caeruleus (blue tit) is the source of this 9500-nucleotide messenger RNA. Lineage: Eukaryota; Metazoa; Chordata; Aves; Passeriformes; Paridae. The record is from RefSeq and is a predicted model, not a curated record.